AUGGCCAACCCGAUAGGCGAAGAUAACUGGCUCGCCUACCUCGAAGAGAUAGUUCGCAAUGCCUCCGACCUCGAGCAGCGAGUCAAUGUCGUCGAACUGUACAAACGCGCCGUCGGCGCUGAGCCUGGCAGCCUGCGCAUCUGGCUAGCCUACUGCAACUAUUUCUGGUCGCUAUGGGAGGAGACUCAGGCCCCCUCAGGCGCCGGCUGGUCCGACGAGGAGCGCCUUCUCGGUCGCGAGCUCUUUUCCUUCGGAGCUGCUCUUGAUCUGUGGCAGCAAGGAUAUGAGGCUAUCCGAUACCGGCUCGGCGACAGCCACCUACUCUGGGACCGCUGGAUAUCUCUCGAGAUGGAGCUUCUUGCUAAGACGAGAACCCCCGAAGGCAUCAAGCGCAUCACCCACCUAUAUCGCGACCGUCUGCUCACCCCGCACCUCAAAUGGGACGAGACCUCUCAGAAUUUCUCGACCUUUUUGUCCGAGUACAACCGUUCCGCUUGGGAGGAUUCCAUGAAGGACAUUACAACCAAUGCCCAAGAGACGAAGCGCUUGAUCACUUCACGCGAUCCUUUCGAGAGCAAGCUGAAGCGCGCGGUGGAUGCCGGUGAUGUAGAUGCUCAGAAGGAGGCAUUGACAACUUAUCUCGAAUGGGAAAUGAUUGAAAGCAGGCGCAGCAACGACAACCCCGAAAUUGGCAUUGACCUAUGCCGUGGACUCUACGCCCGUGCGCUGACCAGUGUUCUUGCCACAGAUCAGAGUACUUGGCACGAGUACAUCGUGUUCCUUUCGUCUUCAAACUCUGAUCUUCAAUCCCCUGGAAACCUCCUCGAUGUCCUCCGCAGGGCUGUUCAGCAUUGCCCCUGGUCGGGUCUUCUUUGGAACCGCUACAUUCUGUGUGCCGAGGAGGCAAGACUACCAUUUGGUGAGGUUGAGUCCAUCAAGCACGCCGCUACGAGCGAGGAUCAGCUACUCAAGGAUGGCAUGGAGGGCAUGAUUGAGAUGUAUGUGGCUUGGUGCGGCUUUCUGAAGCGGACUGCGAUGGAUGCCACCGCUACGGACGAGUCCGUUGACGUUGCCGAUGUCGGUCUCGGCGCUGCUCUCGAGGAUGUUUCGGUUGUUGGACAGCGACUCUACGGCAAGGAUUUUCAAGGCGAUCCCAAGUUUCGACUCGAACGCAUCUAUAUCCAGUAUCUCACAGAGAAAAAGGGUGCUGUGGACGAGGCCAGAGCUCAGUGGAACAAACUUGCAUCCAUGCAGAUUCACGCCGACAAUCACGACUUUUGGUUCAGGUAUUAUAUGUGGGAGAUGCUGAUCUUUUCUUCCUCUGGUGCUCAGGACAAUCGGAGUCCCACCCCCUCCUCCGCCGGUGCCAGCUUCCGAAUACCCACUCUGGCAACUGCGGUUCUGGCUCGGGCUGUUGCUCGUAGGGAGAUUGACUGGCCUGAAAAGGUCUUGGAGGUUUACAUGCAGCAUUGUAACGACUAUGAACAACCCCUUACUUUGCGGAAAGCAGCCGAUCGGGUGCACAAGACUGGAAAGGAUGUGAAGAGGCGUCGUGAACGCGAGGAGCAGGAGAAGACAGCUGCCUACGCUGCAUACUACAGCGCCCCGGCGGCAGAAGAGGAGAAUCAGGAGGCUAAAUCACCAGGCGGUUCUAAGCGAAAGCGGGAGGCCGAUGCGGAUGCCACAGAGGAGCCUGAGAUUGCCAGUAAAAGACAAAAGAGCGAUGCCGACAAAGCGCAGCCUGAACAGGGUGCGACUACACAGCAAUCACAGGCGCCCAAGAGAGACAGGGAGAAUUCGACUAUCCUCGUAACCAACCUCCCCGGCGACGUCACCCAAACCAAGGUUCGUCAGUACUUCAAGGAAUAUGGACACAUCAACAACAUUACCGCUUUUGUGCGCGAUGAGAAGGCCAACUCCUCCACAGCCCUCAUCGAGUUCAGCUCGCCCGAGGAGGCACAAUCUGCAUUGCUUCGAGAUGGAAAAUACUUUGGCCAGUCACAACUCACUGUUAAGUCUGGGCUCGAUCUGACUGUUUACGUUGCCAACUUUCCUCCUGUUGCCGAUGAGGCGUACAUCCGCAACCUAUUCAAGGACUGUGGAGAAAUACUGAGUGUUCGAUGGCCAAGCCUCAAGGUCAACUCCCAUCGUCGGUUCUGUUACAUCUCAUUCCGGGAUCGAGAGGCAUCUGCAAACGCCGUCAACAAGGAGGGCAAGGUGCUCGAGGGCCGUUACAAGCUUCUUGCCAAGUAUUCUGACCCCAACCACAAGAAGGCUCGCGAAGGCGCUCUCUCAGAAGGCCGAGAAGUCCACAUUAGCAAUCUGGACAGAACAGCCAGCGAAGCAGACCUCAAGGGUGUCUUUUCCAAGUACGGCAAAGUCACGAGAGUCAAGGUUCCGCAGACCCUAUCAGGUAAAAACAAGGGAUUUGCCUUUAUCGACUUUGAGACAAAAGAGGAGGCAGAGAAGGCCGUGGCGGAGAUGGACAAUACCAAGUUCCGAAGCCAGAUUCUUGAGGUUUCACUUUCCAAGGAGUCAAAGGUGAAGCCAGCAGCCGUGACCAUCGUUGCUGAAAACGCCAGAAGCUCUCCAGCGCCUUCAUCCCGCGAUGCGGAGGGAGACGAUGCCAUGGAAGACGCAGGAAGCGAUGCUCAAGCGAAGCCAACUGCUGCGGACAUCUCGGCCCGGACGAUUGCUCUGAUGGGUCUCCCUGAUACCGUCAACGAUGCGAGGAUUCGAGCUCUUGUCGAACCCCUAGGGGCUAUUGUCAAGCUGAUCGUUCUUCCCGCCAACGGAGGUGCCAAGAUCGAGUUUGCUGAUGUUGCCACCGCUGGCAAGGCAAGUCUUCAACUCAAUAGCAUGGAGUUUGAGGGUCGUCCACUUCGAACUGGUACCGUGGAGGAGCUCCGGCAAGCCAAGGCAGAGCACGUUCAAGACCGCAUUGUGUAUGGAAGUGGUAACAAGGAUCAAAAGCCCAAGGCCGCCACAUCUACCGGUUUCAUGCCGCCGCCAACUACCUUGCGGCGACCUGUGCUAGGCAAGCCUGGCCCACGCCGUGGCCUCGGCUUCAAGCCCUCGGCCCCCAAGGCCGCCCAGAACGGGGCGGAGACCAACGGGGAAUCUGUGGCGGGUGCCAAGAAGAGCAAUGCGGAUUUCAAGGCCAUGUUCCUGGCGAGCAGCAAG
Fusarium vanettenii 77-13-4 is the source of this 3183-nucleotide messenger RNA. RefSeq lists its product as uncharacterized. Gene Ontology annotation, biological process: RNA processing. NCBI's taxonomy places the organism in Eukaryota, Fungi, Ascomycota, Sordariomycetes, Hypocreales, Nectriaceae. Gene Ontology annotation, molecular function: protein binding; RNA binding. The annotation marks the transcript as partial. The transcript has a single exon. The record is from RefSeq and is a predicted model, not a curated record.